AAAGACAACAAGCAGAGACCCAAACAUCUGUGAGAGCAGGCCACUUCAAUAGUCACAGUCUGACUCUUCUCCUUCUCUCUUCAGAUUGACAUCCUUUGUCAAGACAGAAUGCUGCGGUAUAUUGUGGCCCUUGGGCUCUUUGUUCUCUCCUGUGCACAGGACUGCCAGGUGGCUAACAUCCAGGUCAUGCAGAACUUUGACAGGACCAGAUACGCAGGCACUUGGUACGCUGUAGCAAAGAAGGAUCCAGAGGGUUUGUUCUUAUUGGACAACAUCGUAGCCCAGUUCACCAUCAGUGACACUGGCAGCAUGACAGCGACUGCCGAAGGCAGGGUCAUCAUCCUCAAUAAUUGGGAAAUGUGCGCAAACAUGUUUGCCACAUUUCAAGAAACCGCUGACCCAGCAAAGUUCAGGAUGCGGUACUGGGGAGUUGCAGAAUACCUGCAAAAAGGAAAUGACGACCACUGGGUUAUUGACACAGACUAUGACAACUAUGCCGUCCACUACUCCUGCAGACUGCUAGACAGUGAUGGCACUUGUUUGGACAGCUACUCCUUUAUAUUCUCUCGUCAUCCAACUGGUCUUAGAGCACAGGACCAGCCCAUUGUCACACAAAGGAAAACUGAACUUUGCCUGCUCGGCAAAUACAGGCGCGUCGGACACUCUGGAUUCUGUGAAAGAGAUGCGCAGGCUUUGCCGAACAGCAGUGUUUAAUUUCACAGACUUGAUUCUCUCUUUUCCCAUGGAAGCGGCAAUUUCAUUUUCACUGUUUAAAUUGAAUUCUGUAUAAUAUACACUGUACAAUUGUUGCCGCAAGACCAUUGACAGCUUGUGGGGAAAAAAAGCCUUUUUAUUUUUCAAAUGUGUCAAGUAUAUUUAUUUAGGAUAGUUAGCACAAUCUAAUCCCAAAUACCACUUACAUGUAUACUUCUUGAGAAAAUGGAAGCAACAUGUCAAGACUCUGAAAUAAACAAUUCAUACUC
Molecule: messenger RNA, 983 nt
Organism: Synchiropus splendidus (mandarinfish)
Lineage: Eukaryota; Metazoa; Chordata; Actinopteri; Syngnathiformes; Callionymidae
Gene: rbp4
Product: retinol binding protein 4, plasma
Exons: 5
Coding region: 109-714 (201 amino acids)
Biological process (GO): retinol transport
Molecular function (GO): retinol binding; retinol transmembrane transporter activity
Source: RefSeq, a predicted model, not a curated record